Molecule: messenger RNA, 8184 nt
Organism: Melospiza georgiana
Lineage: Eukaryota; Metazoa; Chordata; Aves; Passeriformes; Passerellidae
Gene: SYT10
Product: synaptotagmin 10
Exons: 8
Coding region: 41-1609 (522 amino acids)
Biological process (GO): regulation of calcium ion-dependent exocytosis; cellular response to calcium ion; regulation of dopamine secretion
Cellular component (GO): membrane
Molecular function (GO): clathrin binding; syntaxin binding; phosphatidylserine binding
Source: RefSeq, a predicted model, not a curated record
CACUCCGGCCAUGGCCUAGCGGCGGCGGCCGGGCCGCAAGAUGAGUUUCCCGGCGGAGGACGGCGUGGGCAGCCUCUGCCACAAGGCGCUGCAGAUCAUCUCGGAGCUGUGCCUGGGCGGGCAGGUGGAGCGGGAGAAGUGCGCCGGCAUCUUCCCCCUGGAGAGCGCCCGGCAGGGCAUCGGCGGCACAGAUGUCUCAGUCAGUCUCUUAGCAGUGGUUGUCAGCUUCUGCGGGCUCGCCCUGCUGGUGGUCUCGCUUUUUGUCUUUUGGAAGCUGUGCUGGCCCUGCUGGAGGAGCAAACCCCUCACCUCCAGCGCCAGCAAUGUCCCACAGAGCAACUCCAGCGCUCCCACGGAGGUUUUGGAGAACAGCGAGAAAAAGGAAGUCAAAGAAAAUGGGAAAGCAACGACCAAGGUGCUCGAGGCAGCGCUGAAGAUCAGCCACACUUCCCCUGAUAUCCCAGCAGAGGUGCAGAACGCGCUGAAGGAGCACCUGAUCAGACAUGCCAGGAUGCAGAGGCAGAUCACAGAGCCCACGUCCUCAUCGAGGCACAAUUCCUUCAGGAGGCACUUGCCAAGGCAGAUGCAGGUGUCCAGUGUUGAUUUUAACAUGGGGACAGACCCAGUUUUGCAGAGGGGAGAGACCACAACCAGCAUUGGGAGAAUAAAACCAGAACUCUACAAACAGAAGUCUGUGGAUUCUGAUGGGCAACAGGAAGAUGUGAAAACAUGUGGGAAACUAAACUUCACUCUCCGGUACGAUUAUGAGAAUGAACUUCUGGCUGUCACAAUUGUCAAAGCCUUAGAUCUGCCUGCUAAAGACUUCACAGGAACAUCCGACCCCUACGUGAAGAUUUAUCUGCUUCCAGAUAGGAAAAAGAAGUUUCAGACACGAGUUCACAGAAAGACAUUAAAUCCAGUCUUUGAUGAAACCUUUCAGUUUCCUGUAGCCUAUGAUCAACUCAGCAACAGGAAAUUGCAUUUCAGUGUUUAUGAUUUUGACAGAUUUUCUAGACAUGACAUGAUUGGGGAAGUUAUUCUUGAUAACCUUUUUGAAGUCUCAGAUCUCUCCAGGGAAGCCAAUGUAUGGAAAGACAUCCACUGUGCCACCACAGAAAGCAUAGAUUUGGGUGAGAUCAUGUUUUCCCUUUGUUAUUUGCCUACUGCUGGGAGAAUGACUUUGACAGUCAUCAAAUGUCGGAAUCUCAAAGCAAUGGAUAUAACUGGUGCAUCAGAUCCGUACGUCAAAGUGUCGCUGAUGUGCGAGGGACGGAGGCUGAAAAAGAGGAAAACAACCACGAAGAAGAACACACUGAAUCCUGUUUAUAAUGAGGCCAUCAUCUUUGAUAUCCCUCCAGAGAACGUGGACCAGGUCAGCCUCUCCAUUGCAGUGAUGGAUUAUGACAGAGUAGGGCACAAUGAGGUCAUUGGAGUGUGCCGGACAGGAAUUGAUGCCGAAGGCCUUGGAAGAGAUCACUGGAAUGAAAUGUUGGCUUACCCACGUAAACCAAUAACUCACUGGCACCCACUACUAGAGCUACCUGGCCGAGCAACCAGUUUUGACAGCCAGGGAUCCUGUUCCUCACCCAAACCACCGCUCACGCCCUAGGAACCAGAAUGGAUCCAUCCUGCUCAGUGUCCAGAGCUCCCCCCUAGCUCACAUCUACAUCAACGGAAGGUUUGCAUUCUGCAGAUGAACUGUUUUUAACAGCAUGAAGGAAACCAGGAGCUAGAAAUCUAAGAGAAAGUGAAGCUGCAGGUGGGAUUUGAAUUUCACAGGGCAAUCUGGUCAGGAAAAUGGAACUAACACCUUCAAUCUUGUGCUGAGUGCUAAGGGAUGCUUGAUGAUAGCAGGUGCUCAGGGCUGUGAUUUGAUGUUUUAUCUGAUAGCACCUCUACAAUGUUGCUGUUGCUGGGAAACCUCUUUGCAGGCUCAGAGAGGAGAAUGCCUCUGCUAUUGCCACGUGAAUUUUUUUUUCCACCCAAGUGUAGACUGUGAUUCUUGUGUUCCAUGGGGCCCAGUCCCCUGGAAGGGCACAAAGCAUGUUAAAUUUGCAGAACAGGAAAAAUCAAUUUGGGACUGUGCCAUCAUGGGGACUAGUCACUUUGUUGGUAUUAAAGACAAGUGUUUGUGCCUUGCUGAUCCAAGGGAGGACAUUUCUUACAGCACUCUGUGGCUGAGCCAUGCUGAUGCUAUUGAAGAUCCUCAGUACCAACAUUGUCAAAAUAUAACCAAUACAUAUAAAUACAGCUUAAAUAGGUGGCCAGAACACCAAAGCUCCCUCCUGUGGAAAAGGAAUGAUGGCUCCCUGAAAAAUAAAUCAAGGCAGUAUGUUCUGGAAGUUGGAUCUGCAGGUAGUCACAGAGCUGCUGUGAUGAAAGUGGAGCUGCUCUGUAAUAAUUUAUGAAUACAAUAUGUUGAGUUGACUAUUGGUCCUGAGCUAGAUGAGUUCAAAAAAAUCUACUUUAGGGAAAAACAGGCAGAAAAUGUUUGACAGGAGAGUGUCUCUCAGGAGCAAAUGAGUUGUAUAAAAUGUUAAUGUCCAUCUUGGUGGCCUGGGAGAGUCUGCUGAUGCUAUAGCCAGUCUGAAAAAUGCAUCUCAUCUAAAAUGAGAAAUCCCAAGCAGGCAUAGGGAAAAAGGCACAGGAAAGAUCAGAGCACACAAGAUUUAUGUCUGAGCAGGCUGGGGAUGCAAGAUGGUAUUGUGGUUCACAGAGAAAAAAGGCUUGGUUGCUCUCCCAUGAAUGGGUGGGAAAGCUUGAGACAGAACAAAUAUGCAUAUAGGCUGUUAUUUUCAAUUCCAUUUAUUUGAAAUAUUUAAGUUUGCAUAUUUAAGAUUAAAUAUUUAAAUAGCAUUCCAUUUUUAAUGAAGUGGAGUACUCACAGGCUCUCUAAAAGAAAAGCUGCACAUCCAUUCAGACUGCCUGCGUUGGCACAGCUAAGUCAGACACAGUGUCCCAAAGCCCAGCAAAAAUUAAAGAAUUGUGAAAUUCUGCCUCUCCCCUAGAGAGGUGAAGUCAGGAAGCCUGACAUAAAAAAAGGACUGAAGACAGACCAAGAAAAGGAUGAGGGCAGGGCUGUUUCAUCACAACUUUAGGGUACGCAAAGCCAUUGAUUAGGAAAGAGUGCCAGAAACAUGUUUUCAUGGCAGCAACCUGCCUUUUAUACAAAUUUCCUCUCUUUCAAAAUACAAGCAUUUAAGUGUCUUUGAGAGAUUGCUUUUAAACAGUUCAGGACAUUUUCAUACCUUACAAAUUCAAGACCCUGAAGUAAAGUAAAUCCAUGCGUCCAUCCAUGAGGAAAAUAAAGUAAAAUUUAAACAAGAGUGGGGAAUAAAAACUUUCUGAACAAUAAAUAAAGCUCUAGAACAUGCUCAAAACUGCUUUCCUGUGUAGAAUAAUGGUAUAGAUAUAAGACCUAAUACUCUGGGACCUCUUAGUUUAAAAAGGAAAGAUGUGCUUCUGAUUGUAAAGCAAUAUUUUCCUGCAGGUAUAGAAUUCCUAGUUGCCGGGCCCUGUGUUAUUUCAAAUAUCAGAAAUGUUCCAAGAAAUAUUCAUCAACAUCACAGAUUGGGAUUUUAGGCACUUAAGAUUAGCACUGACAAAAAGGAAUCUGGGGGGUUUUUUUGGGACACUUUCUAGGUUAAUUUCAGGAGAAAUUGCAGGCUGUUGGAUGUUUUUGUGAAGCAGAUACAUUUCCAUAAAUGUAGUCUGCAAGAGGAGAGAGAAAAAGGGUCAAGUUGCUUUUUUUCAAUAUGCUAUGAGUUGAGACUGAUAAUAGGAUCAAAAAGUGAAGAGGACUGAACAAGAAGAUAUUUAAAAUUUUGUUAUGACAUCUGAGCCAUAACAGGAGACAAGAGAGGACAGGAAAAGCCUAUAGAGUAAGAAGAGAACUAUCUGGAAAAUUAAACAAACAAACAAAACAAACAAACAAACAGAACCUCCAGAAAGCAAAAAAACCUGUUAAAAGGCAAAGGGGAAAAUAUAAAAAGGGGUUGAAGACUCUGUUCAAUAGAGAAAAAUAUAUGAGUAACAAAUAUUCCAAACAGAAAGAGAUUUUUGACGUGAUUCUCCACUUCAUAUCUUAUGCAGCCAUUUGCAAGCUCACAAGGGUAGUAGGAGCCAAUUUCAGAACCUGAGUCUGAUUUUAAAAUAAAAACAACCCUCUGCCCCACAGAUCUUGCUCUCAGAGGAUUCACAGAGCAAAGAGCACUGGUAGUUGCUCAUGGCACAUCCUAUCCACCUGGUCUUCUUCUAGCAGGACAGUUGAGGCAAAAAAGGACAUUUCCCACAUGUGCUCUGACACAUUCCUCUCUGGAUGCUGUCAGGGCCUCCUAUUUAUUUGCACCUGACAUAGGUUGGAAGCUCUCCAACAGGUGAAAAAACAUUUUUAUAUAAUGUCACCUCUUCACAUGAUCAAAGCUCCUGACAAAGAGUGCUUGAAUAACCAAUAGGAAACAGCUCUGGAAAUGCUGCUGUGGUACACAAAGUACUGGUUUUGUUCUCAACUCAAGCCUCAACUAAUACCACAAAAUGGUGGAGAAGUCAUUGGGCUGCCGCAGGUGCUAAUUCUCUGAUGACUCAAAAAUAUGAAGUCAUAAUUAUGGUGUAUUUCUCCCUUAAUAUCCCACAGGUCUUUGUGCAUGAAUAGGGUCCUGGAACUGAGGUUUCAGCCAAAUUCUGUCUCCUCCUGUUCUUCCUAUUCAUGGAGGUUCAGCAGAAUAAUGAAUUCUUAUUCCUUUGUCCCAGACUGUCACAGAGUAGUGGGUGUACUGUGAAUGUUUCACCCUGGGAGUGGCUGCCUCUUAUUAAAAAUCAGAGUGAUCAACAGAGGACCAUUACUUCCCUCACCACGGUUUUCUGAGGCUUAAUUGUGUAAUAAUAGCUAUGAGGGAAAUGACUGCAUAGCUGAACAAGACAGAGAAUUGCCAGCUGUAAUUAUUUUUGUCAAAUGGGUAUGUGUGGAUGGGUGUGUCUUUCUUCUCCAUAUAAAUGGAGAUUUGGCUACCACAGAAAAUGAAAAAGGAGACUUUGGGGACUCUCCAAAGAGCAUGUCACACUCUUACAUCUACUCCUUUCAAGCCUCAUGUAUUAUAAGUGUUUAAUGAUCUUAAUUACCCUUAUAGCACAAGAACCUGAUUAAUUUAUUUAAAGCUACAACCUUUUCAGUUCUUAGUCCACAAAGGUAACUUUGGGCUAUGGAAUCAGAGUCACUAAUGAGAAAGUGUAGCUUUAUCUCAGCCAGGAGCCGAAAUCUGCGCAGCUGGACCUUUUCUGUGUUCCUCUGGAAGGGAGCCUGGCACUAUUGCACUUUAGCUACUUGCCAGUAGCAGACAAACAGUUGUAGGUCACAGCCAGGUUUCAGAGAAGCUCUGGGGAUUAACCCCUAAAAUCCUGGCUCUUAUUCUCCUGCCCACCAGGCACAGGGCAGUCCAUGAAGUCAAAGACCAGUUCUACCCAAAGGGGGCUUGAUGAUGAGCAAUCUGUGCUGAGAAAAGAGAUUUCAUUCAAAUUAUAUCAACAUAGCUUUUAAAUUUUUCUUUCCUUUUUUUUUUUUCAUGCAGUGUUGUUAAAAAUUGACUUUUUCUCUCAAGAUAGAACAUUUUUGUUUAAUCUCUAGCAGGGCAAAAAAUGGUACUAGAGUACCAAUCUACUCAUGCACUGAAAAUAAUGCUGAUGCAAAAAAAAGAAGUAAAAAAGCCUUUCAGCAAAAAAUAUCUGUGGCAACAAAAUAUAAAGAUGCUGCCAAAAAGGCAUAUUCCCUUAUAUGUGACUUUUUCUGACUAGAAUUAGAAUAUUCCACCUCCAUUUUUGGGCUGAAGAAAAACACAAAAUGGUAAAUGUAUCUAAUGUAGUUUUAAUAGUUAUUGGAAUAAUAUAGCACAAUAAAAGUGAUUUAAUUCAGCCUCUUAAGGUGUAAGUAUUAACAAUACACAUUUAUUUAUAUAUUUUGGAUUGCUAAAAAAUCCAUUUAUCACCCUAUUCCAAAUAUACAAGAAUUCUAGCAUGCUUUCAAAAGGAGCUUUCUUUUGGGCUAAUCACUUGCUACUUUAUACGCCAAUAGUUCUUGUAUUGAUUAAAACAAAAAUAUUUUCUUAAUAUCAUGACAAUAGAGCAUUAAAUGGAUCCAGCAAAGUCACUCUGUAGGUCUUUUUAAUAUGUAAUUUCCUCUGAGAGCACUUUUUACUUGGCCAGCCCAACACUGAAAUCCAGCAGGACCACUGCUGUUGAUUUUGGUGCACUCCGCAUCAGGUCACAUGUGAGGAUGUGCCAAAGCAUCCAAAGAAAUGAGGCCAGUCUCAAGGCAAGCAGAAUGAUUUCUCUUAUAUCCACCAUGGAUUUUUGUCACUUUCUGACAGCUCAGACUAUAUUAGAAGUCUUCAGCACAUCCCUGGGGUAUGAGCUACUAUUGCAAAUGCUGAUUUUACUAAUACAGGUAGGAAAGAUGAGCCUCAGCUGCCUGACUUGGUAAAUAAAAAUGUCUGCUGUAUGUAGUCAGACAUGGAGGUGAUGUGUUUUUACAGAUUUUUAAUUUAAUGGUGGCCUGCAGGUUUCCACAAAAUGCCAUUUUGUUCUGAAGCUCAGAGGGUGUGUGUAUAGAGUAAACUUUGAUAUGGAAUUUUUAGAUAGUCCUGUUGCACAUCAGAUAUAAAGCACUUCUUUUCAGUCUAUAUUUCUAUGGAAAAAAUAUUGAACAAAGUUUAAUUUUGUUAAAUAAAUAGAAAACUAUUUCUCAAUAGAAGAAAAAAGCCUAGAUAUAUAUUUAGUACUGUCCCUCGUUUCUUUUUCUUCCAAGUGUAGGUCUAAAUUCUUUCUAUGCUUCUCUAUUUAGGUUUCUGUAGGAUAUGUUGGACUUAAAUGAACAUGUCUAAGGAUGGUAUAUGGGUUGUUCUAUAUCCUAGAAGUUGGCAAGCUGAUUUGGAGAGGCACUUCUGACUUGUGCUUUCUCCACCUUCUGGGGGAGAUCACGAGGGUGCUUGUUGAGAAAACUAUGUGAAAUAUAGUGUUAACAAUAUGAACCUGUUAACCUCAGCUCCCUCCAUGGCAGCACAGCCCUGCUGGCUGGGAUGGGAGCCAGAUGGCAUCUCCUGCUUGCCCUGCUCUGCCCAGCGCCCACCAUCCCGGGCAGCAGGACUGCAGCAUCACUCCUCUGAACCAACCAGGUGCUCCUCCAGCCCCCAGCCACAAGGGGAGUCCCAAAAAUUCUCUCCUUCCUUCCCAUGAGCUUGUAGUCCAUGCUGCAUUCGAUCUGACUGGCUUCAGCGGGCUCCUCAUGAGCGCUGAACCGGGGUGGGGAGAAGAGAAAUCAGCCACAUCUCUGCUUCAGCACAGAACAUCCUCUUUUCCUGGAUAUGCUUGUUUGUGGGGAAGGCAUUCUCCAGAGUGUGUGCUUCAAAAGGUAGGAAGUUAAAGUGGAGUUCCUGGCCACAGGAAACAUUGACAGCUAAAAAAACCCCACUUUGUAUUUAAACACUUAAUAUCUUGAUAUCUUAAAUGAAAGGACCCAACACAAUGUCUGUCAGGAUUUGCUGUGACAGUGAGGGCUCUGGAUUUAGGCCCUAACUGGCCCAAACUCUAACAGAACUCCCUACCUUUAAAAUAAUCUUUAUGAUUAGAUCAGAAAUGUUGCCAAGUCUAUGUAGCUUACAAAGAACUGCAGAGUUCUUCUAAGAUUUUGUCUCUUCUUGCUAUGUGGUGUUGGCUGACCAAGAUCUACUAUUAAAUACCUGACUGUUUUAGUACCCUUUAUUCAGUGUUCAUGAUGUGACUUUUUAAAUGAAGUCUGUGAUUUGAUACCUAGACAUUGUUCAAGUCAAUAUCCUUGGCUUCUGCGUUAUAGAGACAAGAAAACAAAACUUUUUGACCUUGUGUUACUGGCUUUUUGUAUGCGCUAAAUGGCCAUUUGUGAAACUUGACAACAUAAAUUGUACUACUGAUAGUAAAUAGGUUUUUUUGCACUAGCCUUUGAGAGCUGUAACACAUUUCAGUAUUUUUACAAUGUAUUCUCUAGAAAGUGUGAAUCUAUUUGUCAGUUCUGAAAAAAAAUAUGUAACAAUGAAACCUCAAAAAUGUUAUGAAGUGUACAGUUUGUGAUAAUUUUAUAUUUUAAAAAGAUGAGAAAAAUCAAAGAGUUCAUUUGAAAUAAUUUUAUUCUAAUUGUUUCAUAUGUAUUUUGAACAAGAA